Penicillium cinerascens is the source of this 609-nucleotide messenger RNA. Its product is annotated as LURP-one-related/scramblase family protein. The transcript is spliced from 2 exons. NCBI's taxonomy places the organism in Eukaryota, Fungi, Ascomycota, Eurotiomycetes, Eurotiales, Aspergillaceae. Bases 1 to 609 code for a protein of 202 amino acids. The record is from RefSeq and is a predicted model, not a curated record.
AUGGGUAUCUGGGGCCACCACAAUCUCGACCCUGUCGUCGAGCCUAUCGCCAUAUUCGAACAAUUUGUUUCGAGCGAGCCGCAGACAUUAGUCCUGAGAGAAAAGGUGCUCUCCGUCUCUGGGGACAGCUUCGAAAUCAAAUUGGCCGAUGGCCAGCCGAUUCUGAAAGUGCAUGGAGCCUGGGUAUCGCUUUCUGGUCGCAAGAAGGUCGAGGACGCCCACGGCAAGCAUCUGUUUGAUAUUGUCAAGGAGCAUCUGCACCUCCAUAGCACGUAUGCGAUCGAAGACCCCCAUCACAAGAAGGUUUGUGAGGUCAAGAGUAAUCUCACGGUACUCGGCUCCAAAGCCACCGCCACUUUCACUGAUCAUAACGACAAGGCAGUGACUUUCAUUAUGAAAGGAGGCUGGUAUGAUCAUAGUGCCGAUAUUGUCAAUCAUAAAACCGGCCAAACCGUGGCUCGCAUUGACCGCAAACUGCUUAGCGGCCGCGAUCUUGCGUUUGGGCAGCAGACCUACGCCGUCAUUGUGGCACCUGGUGUAGACGCAGCACUGAUCGCCGCCUUGUGUAUUUGUUUCGAUGAGAAGAACAAUGACGAACGUGGUAGGUAG